This is a messenger RNA of Penicillium subrubescens, 1257 nucleotides long. RefSeq names its product DUF914 domain membrane protein. Gene Ontology annotation, cellular component: membrane. Lineage: Eukaryota; Fungi; Ascomycota; Eurotiomycetes; Eurotiales; Aspergillaceae. Gene Ontology annotation, molecular function: transmembrane transporter activity. Gene Ontology annotation, biological process: transmembrane transport. The record is from RefSeq and is a predicted model, not a curated record. The coding region runs from base 1 to 1257 and encodes 418 amino acids. The transcript has 2 exons.
AUGUCCGAUUCCAAGAAUCCGGUCACCGUUCAGACGGCCGACUCGAUCGACUGUGUGUCGUCCUCGUCGCAGCCGAAGAAUGCCUCGGUCGCGGUAGUCUCCUCCGCCACGGCGGAAGAGACUCCCGUCGUGCUGGCGGAUAAGGUUGACGAGGAGAAGAAGGGUUUCUUGGCGUAUUUCAAGACCAAGGAGUUCUACAUUGUCUUGGCUCUUGGACAACUGCUCGCCAUCGCCAACACCUCCACUAGCACCUUCACCACGCUUCUGGGCGAGGAAGGCUGGGCCAUCCCCACGUUCCAGACGCUGCUGAACUACAUUGUGCUGACCUGCAUUUUCACGCCUUACACGAUAUACCGUUACGGAUUCAAGGGCUGGCUCCGUGUGAUCUACACUGACGGCUGGAAAUAUAUUAUUCUCGCUUUCUGCGAUGUCGAGGGCAACUACUUUGUCGUGCUGGCCUAUCAGUACACCACCAUGCUCAGCGCCCAGCUGAUCAACUUCUGGGCUAUUGUGGUCGUCGUCGUUAUCUCAUUCUUGUUCCUCAAGGUCCGCUACCAUAUCACUCAGAUCGCGGGUAUCGUCAUUUGCAUUGGUGGCAUGGGUGUUCUCAUCGCCUCGGAUCACAUUACCGGUACCAACGGUGGCGAUAUCUCCAGCGGUCACCAGUUGAAGGGUGACCUGUUCGCGCUGCUUGGUGCUUCUUUCUACGGCCUGACCAACACCGCGGAGGAGUACUUUGUUAGCAAGAAGCCCGUGUACGAGGUCUUGGGCCAGCUGUCGCUCUACGGAUGCAUCAUCGACGGUGUACAGAGCGCCAUCUUUGAGCGCAGCAACUACCACACUUCCGUCUGGGACGGUAAAGUGGGUGGUUACCUGACCGGUUUCACGCUGUGCCUGUCGCUCUUCUACUGUCUGGCCCCGCUGAUGUUCCGCCUGUCAUCUGCUGCGUUCUUCAACAUUUCUCUGCUUACCAUGAACUUCUGGGGUGUCUGCAUCGGCAUCAAGGUCUUCCACUACCACAUCCACUGGAUGUACCCCAUCGCCUUUGUUCUGAUCAUCAUCGGCCAGUUGAUCUACUACCUGGGUCGUAAGGCUCUGGCUGAGGCCCGGAAGCCCUGGCUGGGUGCUAACCAGGAGAAUGGUGUUGCUGGGUUGUUCACGGCCAAGCAGCGCAUCGAACAUGCCACACCUGCUGGUGCAGACCCUCAGGACCACAAUCCCGAGCGCCCGCCCGCGCAGAACACCAGCUCUGUCUAA